AUGGCGGCGCGCUUAACUCCAUCGUUGGGGCGAGCGACGGCUCUCUCGCUGCUGCCCGCCUCGUGCUUCCUCUCCAGCCUGAAGUGCGACCUCUCAUUCAACAACAGCCUUGGCUUCGUCCCUGUCGCCCUGCUCGUCUCCAUGCUCCCCAACGUGCCCUUCACACAGGGCGUAUUGCACAGGAAGAAAGUGGCGCCGGUGCUGGCAGGGACUCUGAAGCCAGAGUGCAAAGCGGUCAACUUUCUCAAUAUGAAGCUACGCAAGUGCCCUGCCUUUGUGGUCGUGCCUCCCUCCGCAACACGCAACCCCAAGAAACCCCUCAUCCCUCCCUGCCCUUCCAUUCGCCUCGCCACCACCACCCUGAACGUCAAACGGAUACCGGCAUACAGCGGGGCGUGCUUCACGGUGCACCUGUCAACACUCACCAUCAAGAGAGGCAGCGACCCAACCCAAGCGUAUGGCAUACAGCGGGGCAUGCUUCACAGUGCACCUGUCAACCCUUACCAUCAAGAUAGGCAGUGGGCCCAAGGGCAUGGCUAG
Closterium sp. Naga37s-1 is the source of this 540-nucleotide messenger RNA. NCBI's taxonomy places the organism in Eukaryota, Viridiplantae, Streptophyta, Zygnematophyceae, Desmidiales, Closteriaceae. The record is from the annotation of a GenBank genome assembly.